AUGCUAUCCUUGCUGCCAGUAGUCCUCCUCGCGACGGCGGCAAAGUCCGCCGUCGCCACGCCUGUCAUCAGCUCUCGCGACAGUGCUAGACCCGAGGUCGAGGUUGCCAAUGGCACUUAUGCCGGCGUUCAUCUCCCUUCCGGCCAGGAUCAGUUCUUGGGCAUCCCUUUUGCACAGCCCCCCGUCGGCUCGCUACGCUUCCACAAUCCAGUGCCUCUGAACACGACUUGGGACGGUCCGCGGGAUGCAGCUGCGCUGUCUGCCUCGUGCGUAGGCUAUGGGGAUUGUCUCUAUCUGAAUAUCUGGCGGCCAUCAGGCUAUGAGAACCAGACGCUGCCCGUUGCUGUGUGGAUUCACGGCGGUGGUUUCGUUCAAGGCGCUGGCAGUGACCUGCGCUACAAUCUCUCCUUCAUUGUCGACCAAUCCCAGGCAAUCGGCGAGCCCAUCAUCGGCGUCAACCUCAACUACCGCCUGAGUGCCUGGGGGUUCCUCAACUCUCAGGACUUCUUCGACAGCGGCUCCUCCAACAUGGGUCUUCGUGACCAGCGCCUUUCCCUGCACUGGAUAAAGGAAAACAUCGCCGCUUUUGGAGGCGACCCUGAGAGGAUCACCAUCUGGGGCCAGAGUGCCGGUGCCGCCUCCGUGGGCCACCAGAUCCUCGCCUACAACGGCCGUGACGAUGGCCUCUUCCACCAGGCCAUCAUGGGCAGUGGCGCACCGCUGGCCAUCUCCUCCUUGGCUGACCUAGCCGAGUCUCGAUGGGAUCUCCUCCUAAACCGUACUGGGUGUGACACGGCAAGUGAGGCCGUCGAGUGCUUGCGAAGCCUGCCUUUCGAGGACCUGAAUGCCGUCAUUAACACGACCGAGCUGUCUGGUGGCUGGAUGCCCAAGAUUGACAACGACUUCAUCGUGCGCGAAUCUUCCCUCCAGAUCGCUGAUGGCAGCUUCGUCAAGGUGCCUAUCAUCGUUGGAGACAACACUGACGAGGGUACCUCGUUUGGGCCCAAGGGUGUAAACACGACAGACCAGUUCAAGACUGCCGUGAUGCAAGGCUCGAUUAACUCCUCAUAUGCCGAGGAGAUUGUUGAGAUCUAUACCGAGGAACCAAUCAGCCCCAUCUUGACCAACCAAGCCAAUGACUGGGUUCCUCCUCCCUCCGCCGGCGCUCUGUACCGAUCGACGGUCGCCUACUUCGGGGACCAGGCCAUGAUUGCGCCUCGCCGCCUCACGGCGCGAACCUGGGCCGAGAACGAUCUCCCCGUCUGGUCCUACCGUUUCAACGCCAUCCCCGCGUGGGCGACCUACCUCGAUGGCGCAACGCACUUCGUGGAGGUGGCCUUUUCCAUGCGCAACCUCGACGGUGUGGGGUACCCGCCGAUCCGCGUCAACCCAUUCCAAGGCCUGUCCGAGUCGUACCGGGAUCUUGCCCGACUGAUGAGCAGCGACUGGGUGCACUUUGUCGCAAAGGGAAGUCCGGAUGGGUGGAGCGGCCGUGAGGAUGCAGCCAAGACGCUUGGGGUGCCGGUGCCGUCCUGGCCGCAGUACUCUGUCGAGGGGGGUGACGCUGCGAGCAAUUUUGUUUAUGAGGGCAAUGUGACCAGCUAUGUCGAGGAGGAUACGUAUCGUCUCAAGGGGAUCGAUCUCAUUAUAUCCGCGAGCCGAGAGGUUUACGGCAAGUAG
Messenger RNA from Diaporthe batatas, 1680 nucleotides. RefSeq lists its product as uncharacterized. The record is from RefSeq and is a predicted model, not a curated record. The transcript is spliced from 2 exons. Lineage: Eukaryota; Fungi; Ascomycota; Sordariomycetes; Diaporthales; Diaporthaceae. Gene Ontology annotation, molecular function: carboxylic ester hydrolase activity. The coding region runs from base 1 to 1680 and encodes 559 amino acids.